This is a messenger RNA of Phytomonas sp. EM1, 7269 nucleotides long. NCBI's taxonomy places the organism in Eukaryota, Euglenozoa, Kinetoplastea, Trypanosomatida, Trypanosomatidae. The record is from the annotation of a GenBank genome assembly.
AUGCCCACGCGUGCUUUUAUCCAGCGACUUCAAAAGCAUUACGCCUACUUUAAGCGAAGGAAUGGCGAAAAACUGCCACCAGGAUGCUCAUCUAUUGAAUUAAUUGACGAAGAUAAUCUUAAGUGUUGGUUCGUGCAACUCGCUUACAAGGACGAAAAUGGGAGUGACUUCUUCAUAUCUCUCAGAGUAAACUUUUCAGAAGAUGAAACCAGUGAAUAUUUAACGUCUGGAAAAACUCACAUGGGUAGAAAAAAUGCCAACGGAAAUGCACCCGAUCUCCCUGGAGGGCCACUAACAACACGUGGUGAGGAAAAUGACGAUUCUCUACGCGCUCAAAGUCAAGAGCAAGCACCUUCUUCAGUGCUAGCUUCCUUAUCGCUUUUAGGAAAUGACUUUGCGACUACUUUGGAGGAUAAAGAUAGCACGGUGGUGAGUAACAAGGGAAAAGAAGGAGGAGGAGGGAGGGGGGGAAGUGAUAAAAGCUUUAUACCAUUAGCACCAGCUAUCUCUACCCCAGAAGUUGUCUUGCAGACUAUAAGUAGCGUUGAUGCAAUAACUUCAGGGGAUAGAGCUAGGAUAUUACCUGAGAAGGUGAUCUAUACGCGAAUGCCAACUGUUCUAGUAAUUUGUCCACGCCUCAACGCAUCGUUCAUUCAUCACGGCGUCGUUUGUUCGCUCGAGCUCAUGUCGCAGUACUGGGAGCACACGGAAGAGAAUAUAGCUUUGCUAAUCACUACCCUAUAUCACACACUCAAUCCAUUUGAUGGAACUAGUCGUGUCUCCGUGAGUACGGUAGUGCCACCCGGUGGUCAUUGCUUAUCCACGCCUCUUCUCUCUGUUGCAUCGCGCUAUACCGAUGAAGAGCAUCGCGACGGCCUACAUUUUAUAGCACGCUCACACCCCCAUCUUUUUCGCCAAAUCCCUCGCCAGAACGUCCCGCAUUUGUCAGAUUAUGACAAUUUUAUCACCGAAAAGGGUAGUGAUGAAAUAGCAAAUGAAUGUUCACCCUCUCAAGCGCGAGAACACGAGUGUUAUCAAUCAUCCGUAAAACGUUUCCCGUGGUCGUGUCUCAGUACCAUAGACGAGGUCAAGUAUGCAAUUUAUCGAGGUAUCAUGUGCAAAUCUUCUCAGAGCAAAUUGACGCGGUCAGACACCGGAGUUAAGGCGAAGGACGACACCCCUGUGAAGGAUUUCAAUGCUAGAUUGAAUAUCGUAGCGCUGCUACAACAUGUGGUGGACCUCAGCCGUGCACGAAGGCAUGAUCAACAUGCGUCAAACCCCGCCCAACUUAUGGUGUUACGAAAAGAUCAUCGAGUGGAACCUCUUCGGGCUGCAUUGGCACUACCACGAAGCUUAGCCAACGUCUUCCAUAAGUCUUUCCUAACGACACCCGCGUGUACUAACUUGUGUGCCUCUAGCGCCUCUCCUAAUAGGGAUACCAAGACACCCCAAACAACGUCGCUGCAGAUUGUUUUGGAUGUAUUGCUGCCUCUAUGCUACGGUAGUCCUCCGCCUGAUUCUACAGCAAAUGGACAUCGCCCCCCCACUUGCUUUGAUCAGCACAACCACACAAGUGCUUGUAUGGCGAAGGUACAUAUUUCAGGAAAAGCUUCCGACCAGGAUGAUACAUCUGAGCCGCUAUCAACAUCGCCUCCUCAUCACUUCCCUAUUGCACUUGCCCUUCGACAGGGGGAAGUGCCUUUCUCCUGUCUUCAAGACCGUGAGGAUUUCGAAUUUCGCGAAGAUUACGGUAUUCCACUCAUUGGUACCUUGACGGAAGAUGGAUGUUCUGGCGAGGCUAGUAGUAAGGACAUGGCAAUGGUAUCGACCUGUAUCAUAUCGGAAGGUCUUUCACUGACGCUGAGUGAUUUGGAUGUCUACGGUCACCUGACAGUUCAUGGUCACCUUCGGCUCCGAAACUGUCGAUUUUUUGGCACUAUCGUAUGUGAAAUGAAUGGGCAGGUACAUAUAGAAAACUGUCGAGUCGGCAUCGACGUUGGACAAGAUCUCAUCGACGUCAUAGAAUGCAUUACUUUUACAGAGGAAAAUGAAGGUAAAAUUAUCUCUGCAAAGCUACUGCAGCAAGCUCCUAUGUAUGAAAAAGCAGACAGAGCGGUGUCGAUGCGAUUGUCUUCCGAAAAAAAGCCAACACAGCUGCCGCGUCGCUGUGAGGGUAUUUUGAUCCUCGAUACAUCUAGAGUUGAGGUGAGCGAAGUGACACUUGUGUCGUGUGCUCAGCCGCUGUCAUCGUUUUCCUCUUCCCCACAUUCUGCAGGCAGGGCUAUUCCCAAGUGGUAUCACUGCAGUAAAUCACCAGAUGCUAGCACCUUAAUGUUUGAGCAUGAUAGUGCAAAGUUAAGCCAGAAAGGGGACAACCACUCGGAGAUUAAUCCUCCGUCCGCAGCCUGUCAUAUGGGGAAAAAGGAAACCUUGGAAAGUAUAAUUGCAUCACUUUUAUUGGACCUGGUCUCUUUUUCGCCUGUUAUUGCGGAGAAGUUGCAUAAUCAUCACUUAGGUUGCAAUGAGCCCAGUUGGUGUUGGCCUCUUCCUGUUCUCUAUGCCCUUAUUUUUGUAUCCAACAACGGGAAACUCUUUGUCCAUGAUAGCUGCCUCUUCUCAAGACCUGGACCACUGGCCAGGUUCUGCAAGCAAAUUAUUUUUGCGGAACAAAACGCCUCUGUAGAUAUCAAUCACAGUACUAUUGUCGCGAGCAGUGUGGGCGCCGUGUGCAUCCAAAGCUGUCAGGGUCUAUUGCAUGAUGUCCACAUAACAAGCUGGCAUUACUUUACUACCAUGGUGGGCAAGGAGUGGACGUACGGCCUUGGGGAAGCCCGUGAAAUUCGGCAUCAGGCUCUUGAGGAUUUCAAGUGUGAUGACCAUGAUGAGAACUUAGCAAGGGUUUAUCAAAAUCGAAUGUUGGUUCUGUCUCCAACGUUCAGGGACACAAAACGAAGUACAGGACUGGUUGUUGAGCAGGGUGGUUCCUUGAUUGCACGUCAGUGCAUCGUAAAGGGAUUAUACUUUGGUUUUAGCAUCACAACCUUCUCCGUUGCCCACCUUCACAGCUGCCGCGCCAGUCACGUCGUCAAUGGAUAUACAGUGGAUGCGUCUGUUGCCACUUUUGAAAACUGCUCCGCAUGGAGCAAUCACGUCGGUGUGUUCGUGUUGAAUCAAGCCAAGUGUGAGAUAAUCGAGUACAGUGAUGGUUCUGUGACGGGGAGCUCGUUUGAUGAACGCUGCGCUGCAGUCAACCAGGCCUGUUGUAGGACCCGGCAGCACGGAGGCCCACGAAAGGCACUAAGGCUGUAUCAAAAGUGCGCACUUCGUGGGAACUCCCUCCGCGGCUUCGGUGCCCACGAUGCUGGAUCUUUGGACGCAGGAGCGCAGGGUGUGGGACUAGACGACGAAUCAGAUAGCUGGGCCACCUGUGGUUUCGGCCAAAAUCGUAUAGCAGGUCGCCCUUCUAGUGGAAAACACUGCAAUAGUAGGGGCCUGCGAUGCUAUUAUGGCGAAACUUACGGCAUUGAGGUGAGGGGGGCCACUAUCAAGGCGAGGGGCAUUACGGUUAUAAAUUCAAAAUGCGCUUGCGUCUAUGCGUACCCGUUGUAUAGUGGUCGGCCCGCGCGGCAGGAGUUGUCCAAGGACGGCCCGGAUAACAAGUUAGAAAACGAAGUAGGCGUAUGGACCCCCAGUGAGGUAGAGCUGCAGGAGUGUAUCCUUUGGGGUCUACCCAUGCAGAGCCUUUCUCCUCGGCUCGAAAAAGCGGUGAAACACAACAGCCAUUGUGUUUUGGAAUCGCGCCCGAGUAACAUUGAUAUUCCUCCUAAUGACUCAUUGGAUUUAAUGACAAAAUCUACCUGUAACUCGAAGGAUCCUCAGGGGAAUGAUGUUCAAGAUUUCAGCAUGGUUAGUGAUAUUUCACUUACACACACAUUGCUUGGAAUGCGGAAACACUACUCGGAUUGCAGAAGCAGCGGCAGUUACCACGAAAACCGUGUAGCAGCUUACUACGAUAGCGACGAUGGCUGUGGUGUAAAACUACUAGAAUCCAAGGGCAAGUUACACCGUUGCUUUGCUGUCGAUUUAAAGUUUGCCUUUAUUGUCAUGCAACAGGCUACAGCGUCGUUCGAGGAGUGUGUGGCAGUGCACGGCUAUAUCGGUUUUACGGUGAAAGACAACUCUGUGGCUACGCUUUGUGAUUGUGGGUCCUACAUGAGGGGCAUUGCUUUGCUCGUGCAGAAGCAUUCUCGCGUAGACAUUAACUGGGAGCCUUUGCCUGAAAAAGAACCUGCAGUGCCCACUUUGACUACCUCCUCUACGGAUAGCAGCUCGCAAACUUUAACGGAGCCAGCCUCUAUACCUUUGAUGAAACAUGCGAACGCAAAGAAAAUCGUUAGUGGCUUCCCCACCAGUGUUUUUGUGGCUGGUUUGAACGGCAUUGAAUGCAAGGCUAGUGUCGUGCGAUGUCACGGUAUAGCCGUACUUCAAGUGAGUGGCAGUGCCUUUAAUGUGCAUGGUGGAAGUACUUUGUAUGCGAAACGGUCCCUUGUGGACCUUUCGCUGAAAGGUUCCGCAGCUUAUCUCACGCAGAGACUAUCCAGGCGAGAAGCGGUGCGGAGGAAUGGCCUGGGAUGGAAGGGGGUUUCUGGCAUCGGUGGAGUCAAUCACCCUGAUGAAGCUGUUCCAUUAGGCCCAGCAGGGAUACUUGACGGCUGCAGCUGUGGCACUUGCCACCUGCAAACGUUUGAUAGCAUCAAGGAUACUCAAGAUGGUGCUUCUUCUUCCACCAUAGGCCUCAAGGCAUGGUCUAGCAGUAUGUGUUAUGUCGACGAUACCGAAAUACGUGGUGGGAUGUAUGGGGUUGUGGCCAUCGGUCCCGGUGCGCGGGUCCACGCCUACUGCGUCCGCAUCUGGGGUUCCCAGCAUGGUCUAAAAGUUGAAAGUGCAGCACAAGCGGAGUUUAUUAACUCCUGUAUCAGCAGCCUGCAGAGCGGCGUACACAUCUCCGCGAAUGCGCGCUGUCUUAUCCAACAGGGAAGCUACGCUGGCAGACUCUUCGGGGUUAUCUGCACAGACAGCUCGCUGUUGCGCAUCAAACAACAUGUCAAGGUGAAUGGUUUCUCUCGCGCUGGUAUUUACCUCCAUGAGUCAGCCAUCAUGGAAACAGAAGAAGAUAGUCGGAUCGAGGUUAAAGAGCACAACAAGGAUGAUUCACAGGAGCAGGAGUCGUUCAAUAGUCAUCCACCUUCACAGGACGGGACAGAACCGCGCAGUCUCUCGGUCUGCGUCCUGCUCGAGGCGCAUGCAAGCGCCAUGGUACAUUGUGCUCUCCUUGGUGGCGGAGCGGCCUGUGGCAUCCGCGCGCAAUCUGGUGCAUUCGUUUUUUUCCAGUAUUGCAUGAUCCAGGGUGUUCGGCUUAUCGGAUUGCACGUACUACCAACCUCUACUGUCCACAUCGGCUGCGGCAGCACCAUCGACAUGUUGGACGCCGUGGUCGAAAAGGACGAUGGACCACGUCUCCAACACUCAUUCAGGGGGGCUUCUGCAGCCGCACUGAUCACCUCCUCCUUACAUGCUUACCCCUAUUCACUUGUGGUAGAGCAAGGUGCAGUGUGCAGCUUCCUGCCUCCUGCAAAUACCCCACAGUCUCUGCCGGACUGCUGGUUAAACCUUCCCGUGCAGCAGUCCUCGCACACUUUCUUUGCCGCUAUCAGUUCGAGCAUAUUGUGCCUUCUAAGGGCAUUUAAGCCAUCACGGCACAUAAUCACCAUAUGGAGUUGGAUCGCGGCUAAUUUCUUCUCGUUCAAAGCUCAGCCGCAAGAGAAGUCCGUACUUUGGGGGAUGCAUACUUUUUGCUUUUCUCGCUGGGCAAGAUCGUCUCUAAGGUGGGCUAUACAGACACUUGCGAGCCCAUAUCGGUCUGAAAUGGCCUUGCUGCACGAAAGCAAAACCAAGGCAAAAGUGUGUCUUGACAAAGAAACUAAAAUAGCAGUUAUAUCGUCCAAGAGCUCAACUUCGGUUUCUCUUUCUAAUAGCGUCAGAAGCAGCAAUGAUGUACGGAGCAUGCGUAGGAUGCGGGACGGAUCUGGCUUCCUUGAUUGGACCAAGUCUAAUCGCAGUAAGGGGAACCGGUGCCAUACCACAUGGGCAUUAAGGCCAAUGCACCACACUCCCAACAAGAAUACCUUCCCACCGUGGCUUACACAAAUGGGAAACAAUAAAGUACCUUCGCAGAUGACCUUACUUUCUACCACUUCGAGCAUUUCGGGACGUUCUGUUAUCUGUGGUGAGUGCAGCCUAUGCGAGGUAUCCUUGAAACUUCCGAUGUGUCCGUUGCCCUCGGCUGGUGCAGUAAAAGGACCCGUUUUAGAUACCUCUCCGUUAUUUCCGGAAGAGGAAGAUAGCGUACACUACCACCAACAUCACCACCGAGGACCAGCGCUUGAAGACUGUGUAUCGAAAGGUGUUAAUGAUGGGUACAGCUGUCCGUGCAAUGCGGCCAUGUCGAUUAGGGCCUGUGGGGCCCUAACGCUUCGUCGGUGCAGCUUUGUUUGCUUAGCGACUCCGCCUCUCCGAAUGUCAGCGUCAGGCUUAGCACGGCUUGACUGCCAUAUGAUGUGUUGUAGCGGCGCGAGAGCGCGUCUACAUUUGUGUGGCGUUCACAUAAAGCUAUAUACACCGCAAAAGGGGGCGCUGGAGAGCACAGAAAAAUUGAUGCGGCAACGACAAACAACCCUUCCAACAGACCCUUGGUUCUAUUCUUGUAAUAAGAUGAUUAUCCACGCAGUGAAUAGGUCCACUGUCGUACUCUGUCGUGUUACGAACGAAGGAUUCCAUUCACCCCUAGAACCCUGCGCUCGUGUGUGUGGAAACGGUAAAGAGCGGCAUUCAGAGGCAUCACAUUGUCAGUCAGACCCCCUGAUGGUACUGGAGGAUAUGACAACUGUACAGCAUGAGCUUAACAGCGAAGAAACACAUGCUCGCACCGAUACUGACGGUCCUUGUGCAGACUUCCACAGCAAGGAAUCCUACAAGAGGGCUUCGUCUGUGCUAUCCUUUGCGUUACUCCGUCUCAGCGUUCAUGCCUCUGGACAGUCUACUGUAUAUGUUUAUCGAACAUUUUUACACAACCUCUUAGCAAGCCACAAGUCGAAGCUGACGGCUAUCCAAAGCACGAUUGUGGGUCCGGCACCGGUCACCGAUAUCCAAUCAGGUGCGGUGCUGCACACACAACAAGGUAUAAUACUCGCUACGCUCGUGUGUGUGUGA